AUGAUACCUUGUCUAGAGGAGGCUUUGACUUGUAGAAUUCGCGUUAUACAGGCUUUAAAUUUAGUGUCUUUUUUCAGAAAACAAUUGAUUGAAGCUAACCAGAAUAUUCGUUUCUCACAUAUUCGAUUUAUUGAUUUAUCACGUGUGCUCCCUUGCGAGUUUAGACUUGACGUUGCUUUUGUUUUCUUCGAAUUAGGUAUCGUUCGAAGCACGUCGGCAAAGAGUCAUUACUAG
This is a messenger RNA of Plasmopara halstedii, 234 nucleotides long. RefSeq lists its product as uncharacterized. Lineage: Eukaryota; Oomycota; Peronosporomycetes; Peronosporales; Peronosporaceae. The coding region runs from base 1 to 234 and encodes 77 amino acids. The transcript is spliced from 4 exons. The record is from RefSeq and is a predicted model, not a curated record.